This is a messenger RNA of Sinocyclocheilus grahami, 1563 nucleotides long. It is a transcript of the gene stk17a, whose product is annotated as serine/threonine kinase 17a. The transcript is spliced from 6 exons. The record is from RefSeq and is a predicted model, not a curated record. The coding region runs from base 104 to 1021 and encodes 305 amino acids. Gene Ontology annotation, molecular function: protein serine/threonine kinase activity; ATP binding. Gene Ontology annotation, biological process: intracellular signal transduction; protein phosphorylation; positive regulation of apoptotic process. Gene Ontology annotation, cellular component: nucleus. Lineage: Eukaryota; Metazoa; Chordata; Actinopteri; Cypriniformes; Cyprinidae.
ACAAGCGUUCUUCCUCUGGUUUUCUCUCCCCGUCAGAGGUAAGUUUGCAGUGGUGAGGAAGUGUGUGGAGAAGAGCACAGGGAAAACAUAUGCAGCGAAGUACAUGAGGAAGAGGAGGAAGGGCCAGGAUUGCAGAACGGAGAUCCUUCACGAGAUCGGCGUGCUGGAGCUGGCAGCGGCCUGUCCACGAGUCGUCAAUCUCCACCAGGUCUACGAGACGGCCAGCGAGAUGGUGCUGCUCCUGGAAUAUGCUGCCGGAGGGGAGAUUUUUAACCAGUGUGUGGCAGACCGAGACGAGGCCUUCAAAGAGGACGACGUGAAGAGGCUGAUGAAGCAGAUCCUGGAGGGAGUUUCCUUCCUUCACGGGAACAACGUGGUGCAUCUGGACCUCAAACCUCAGAAUAUCCUGCUGACCAGCGAGUCUCCUCUCGGGGACAUAAAGGUGGUGGACUUCGGCCUGUCGCGGCUGGUGAGCAGCAGUCAGGAGAUCAGGGAGAUCAUGGGCACACCGGAGUACGUGGCACCAGAAAUCCUGAACUAUGAGCCAAUCAGCACAGCGACUGACAUGUGGAGCAUCGGUGUCCUGGCGUACGUGAUGCUGACGGGGAUCUCGCCGUUCCUGGGGGACGAUAAGCAGGAGACCUUCCUCAACAUCUCUCAGAUCAACAUCAGCUACACGGAGGAGGAGCUGCAGCAUCUGGACAGAGCCGCCAUCCACUUCAUCAAGAGCCUGCUCAUCAAAGAGCCAGAGAGCCGAGCCACCGCAGAAGACUGUCUGAAGCACCAGUGGCUCCAGCCGGAGGAGGCCUGUCUGGUGAGCGUCUCGGAGCCCGUCGGUCCUGCUGAUGAAGACGAGGAGGAGGAGGAGGAGGAGGAGCUGAUCGUGAUGGCUGCUUACACCCUGGGCCAGUGCCGCCAGUCCUCCGAUGAACCGAGCCUGACCCCGGAUCAGAAGGACAUCUCCAAACGCUUCAAGUUCGAGGAGCCCUUCUCUGCGCGGCCUGGAGAGUUCAUCUGCUGAUGCACACGUCUGUCCUUCGGUCUCUGCGCUUCUCUCCCUCAUCAUUUCAGUUGAAAGCCAAACCGUUUGUGUUUCACUGGUUGCUCUUGUUUCUGUGUGUGCUGCUUUAUAUUUCCACGGUUAAGAUACUGAAGCCUUGCUGUGGUUCUCUCCUUCUUUGGUGCCAUGCUUACGUACUCGAUAAGGGUCAGGCUUGUGGUCGUUCCUUUUUCGCCGUGUUUGUGCAAAAUUAAUGUUGUGUGUUUUUCUGCGACACGAGGGCAAGCAGAAUUAAAUGUAAAUUAACCCAGUUUUAUUUUAAGAGUAUUUCUGUGUCAUGUUUAAAAAAAGCCAUUUUGUAUGUUGAGCUCCUGGCUGACGUUAAGGUCUUUCCCGGAUAAAUAUUUCACAGCAAUAACACUUCCAUUCACACACAUAUAUAUAUGAAGAGCGUGUCUUUCUGUGUUUAUUUUAACUCAUGUUAGAGUUAUAACUGUAAAUUGAUUUGUCACUGUAAAGAAUAUUUUUAAGUGACCGUCUUGAUGCUGUAAAUAAAAGUUUGU